AUGGAUUCUAGUUCUACAUUAUCAAAUAAUAUAGAUGAAAUAUUUGCAGUUCCAGAGAUCCCUUCAAAUUCUGUAAAUUCAUUACCUGGUCCAAGUUGUACUGAUUCUCAAUCUAGUGUGCCACCAAGAAUGAGGAAACGAAAAUUUGGAGGAGCAAAAAUACAACCUUCUAGAGUUAAAAAAGUAAUGCAAAGUGAUGAAGAUAUUGGAAGGAUGAUGGCUUCGGUGCCUGUCGCGAUAGGACGUGCAAUGGAACAUUUUUGUGAAAAAUUUUUAGAAGCCACAUCCAGGUGUGUCAGUGCAUCAUCCUCCAGAACAAUGAAUCCAUCUCACAUGAAGCACGCAAUUAUGAUAAAUCCUCAAUUUCAAUUUUUAAAAAAUAUAAUGAAAGAUAUACCAAUACCAAAAAACAUUGAUAAUAAUGUUGUAAAUGUUUCAUCCUCACCAUCAACGACACCACUGCAUCAGACGGAGUUUCAAAGUAAUUCUAAUUUAAUAUCAUCAUCACCUACUCAUGCAACAGAUUUAAAUAGUUCUAAACCUAAACGAGGUAGACCGAAAAAAAUAAAAUUAGAAGGUACUGAUUGUAAUUCAUAUAUAAAUGGAAUUUUUGUACAACCUCCACCAAUAGAAGGAUCAACGGAUUUUUUCUAA
Molecule: messenger RNA, 654 nt
Organism: Strongyloides ratti
Lineage: Eukaryota; Metazoa; Nematoda; Chromadorea; Rhabditida; Strongyloididae
Product: Dr1-associated corepressor
Exons: 2
Coding region: 1-654 (217 amino acids)
Biological process (GO): transcription by RNA polymerase II; positive regulation of transcription by RNA polymerase II; negative regulation of transcription by RNA polymerase II
Cellular component (GO): nucleus; negative cofactor 2 complex
Molecular function (GO): RNA polymerase II general transcription initiation factor activity; transcription coactivator activity; core promoter sequence-specific DNA binding
Source: RefSeq, a predicted model, not a curated record